AUGGAGGUCGAGACUGCAUUCAAUCUGCCUUCACCCACCGACACGCCGUACCGCACCCCGUCAAGUACUCGAUCGAACUUCGACGACAUGUCACCCGCCACCACACCGCCUCCCAUGGGCGAAGAUCGUGCCAGCAAACGGCGAAGCACCGAUUCCAUCAAUCCCGCCCUGGACGAUACCAUCUCCCCACUCGACCCGCGCCGAUUCACUCCGACCUUGCAUGCCUCACUUGUGUCCGAGAUCCUGUCGCUACGCAGAGAUCUUGAGAGCAGAUCAAAAGAUAUCGAGAGGUUAGAGCAAAGUCUACACCAAUCACAACAACAAAAUGAUGCCCUCAACACGAAUCUACUCAACAGUAACAAGCAGACGCGAGAAGUCAAGCGACAAAUGCAAAUGCUGGAAGGUGGCACAUUGUCGGCGAUCAGUGACUUAGGUCACGAGCGAGACAAAGCACUGGAAGAAGUGGCAGAGUUGAAGCGAAGGCUGGAGCAAUCUCAGAAACGCGCAAAGAGCCAUGAGGACACCGCUGAGCGUACCCAAGCACUAUGGAACAGCGACAAGGACUCAUGGAUGGGGGAGAAGCGCGCGAUGGAGACAAAGGUCCAGAUUGCUGAAGGUCGCCUCAAGGUCAUCAUGAGCGAAAUUGCCAAUGUGCAUGCAAGUGAUAGAUUACACUCCCCUGAGCGGACAAGAUCCCGCAGCGACAGCCGCAAUAGUGUCCGCGAGAGCCCCAGCAAGAAACGGGAGUCGCGACUAGGAAGAAGGGCCAGCGCGUCAUCUGUCCACAGCGACCAUAUUGGCGGCAGGGUGUCAGCCCUGAGCUUCGUCAAUGGAACUGGCUUGAAUUUGGCCGAUGAGCUGGCAUUCGACGAGGAGGAGGAAGAUCACCUUGCUGAAGACUACGCAAACGGCCGGGUGUCUCCUGACGCAUUGCCAGAAGAGCAGCAUGAUCCACGCCCCUCAUCGAGCUUGUCAAUCAAAGCUCGCAAGAUACUCGGCCUGCCGUUAGAGUUUGGUGAGCAGGACAAGGAGAAUUCGGAUCCUGAAGCAAGACCAACAAGCAGUUACGUCGACACAGCUGUGCAAUUCUCACCACCACCUUCGCCGUGGCCUCGCACAGAAAGUCAGAUGAGUCAAGCCAUGACACAAAGCAUGAAAAGAUCAUCGAAACCGACGGAUCUACAUCUCGUCAACGGCAGGCUCUCUGGCUCAAGUGCACGUAGUCCUACAAGCCCAACUGACAGCAGAGACUCGCGCUAUGAUUCGACCUAUGCGCCGUGGAAUCAUACUGGUCCUAUCAUGGUGUCGUCCGGUGUGCAGACUGUCGAAGCACUUCCAAGUCCUCCCUUGACGCCCGAGAAGUCCGAUGUCUUGUCAAUCAUUCACGAGAGCGCAGCAGAGAAUGUCGAGAUGAAGACUAGCGCCACGCAAACAGAGCAUUCUGGUGCUAUAACGCCCCCAUUGCCUGAGAGAAGUCCGAAACCGCGAAGCUGGCAACACCUGAGCACGGAAUCUGGCGAGUUGCACAUUCCUCUGAUCAACAUCGUCCCACCAACCUCCCGUCCGACCACACCUACAGCAACUGGCAAUGUCGUUCUUCCGCCUCGGACAAGAAACGCAGGAAGUCAGGUUGCCCCAUCAGACCUGGGCAGUUAUGUCUCGACCCCAAUGCAGACAGAAGAGAUCAGAGUCGAUCGCAGGAACAUUAUUCCCCUAGCCCAAAUGCCUUCACUGCCAACUUCGACAGCGCCGCCUGCCAACGCAUUCAAAGCUCCCGUUUCGACGAGGGUCGUACCGCCCCGCAGGAAGACAGCGGCUCCCAUAAUCACAGUCGCACAACGUACGGUUGGUAUGAACGUGGGAAUGUCACGAAUGCCACCUUCCAAUGACAGCGGCCCACUCAGUAGGGAGGCUGUCCAAGGUGACACCGCUGGCCCAAAUCUACCUCGUCCGGUGCGAUCUAGCAGUCUGUAUCAGGGCUAUCAAGACGAGAAUGUAGAAGAGACCGACAAAUUCGAAGAACAAGCAUUUGAAGACGAUGACAUCUUUUCGCGGCCGACCGGCAAAUUCACCUUAAGGUCGGGUAAGAUGGUCCCUCAAGACAUCUUAGAAGACAUUGGGGAAGUUCGAGCCACUGAAGCGGGUGCAGCGGCUGCUCUAGAGAACCUGAGACUCUCCGAAGACAGCCUCUCGUCCGACAUCACAAAACAGAUCAACAGAGACAUAGUGCAACGCGGCAACAGUGGCAGCCUCAAGUCCCUAAAGAGGAUACCAUCUGCUCGGUCGAAUAACAUGCGACGAGCGGCACUCAUCUCAAGUGGAUCAGCCGCGCAUCGCGCAUCGACCUCGCAGUCUACGAAUGCCUCAGCGGACAGCGGCAAUCCACCUCCAUUCCCUGUGCCUCUGAGGUAUAGCUCAGCUCGCAUCACAAGGAGCGAGGGCGGCCGAAGCUCUCGAGCUAGCAGUAACACCUCUCCUACAAGAACUUCGAGGCUGAAGAGGCAGGUUCUGCGCAAGUCACGCUCUGGUCCGGCGAUCUCUCCUUAUGGCGAAGGAAGACGGAGCAGAAGUCGUUCGCCUCCACUUGCUUCGCGAGUCUCGAUUGUGCCGGAAAUGCCCACUUUCCAGAUGCCCGAGCAGACGCCCUCGUUUCUCAAUGCCCCGUAUGCCCCUCCUGCGCUGCAAGAGGCCAGCGCACCAAGACCGUCCAUUGCUACAGGACCACGAAGAGAUAGAAGUGGUACUCACGUCAAGCAAAACUCUGACGCUGGUCUUCUCAAUCAGACUUCUGUGGUUGACUCGAUUGCGCAAACUAUGAUUGGCGAAUGGAUGUACAAGUAUGUCCGAAGACGUAAGUCAUUCGGCAUGGGUGAGAAGCAGGAUAAUUGGGAGACUGGUAAAUCGGUCGACGAAAUAUCAGCGAAUGUGACCACCAAUGGCGUCCGGCACAAGCGAUGGGUAUGGCUAGCUCCUUACGAAAGGGCAGUCAUGUGGAGCAGCAAGCAGCCGACGUCUGGUUCUGCGUUGAUGGGCGGCAAAAGCGGCCGGAAGCUGAUCAUCAAAUCUGUCCUGGACGUCAAGGAUGAUAAUUCAAUGCCCAAGGGAUCUAUCUCUGGGCCUCAUUUCAACCGCUCGAUCCUCAUUCUAACACCUCAGAGAGCGCUCAAGUUCACAGCUCUCACGCAAGAUCGGCAUUUCGUCUGGCUGACAGCUCUGUCAUUCCUUUCUCAUUCUCCUCUGGGCAUGAACGAUCUCGAUGCCAUGCCUCCACCUCCAGAAGACAAUACCGCGCAGAUGCCACCACCACCUGCGUCGUUGGCAGGCUCUUUCCGGCGACGUCCCAUCCGUGACUCCAUUCGCAUUGCCAAGGGGACUCGUCCUCAGCAAAGCAUCCGCUCAUUCACGACAGACAACUCGUACCCUCACCUGCAAGAGCAGUACGAAGGCGAGAACGAGUACUACGACCCGAUGAAUGAUCCUGCAUUGCCACCUACUAUCAAGCGCUUCCACACCCGAAAGCGCAGCAAUACUGCCCCUCGCGCACCCCCGAGCUCAUUCCGCGGUGCGUUCUCUCAGUACGUGCCCAACAUGCCAGGCCCAGGAUCCUCGCAUUAUGCAACAAGCACGGCUGUCACUUCUGCCACAGGCUCCGAUCGUGGUCUGUACACACCGAGCCUUGGUAUUCCGAGUUUGGCAUCAUCCCGUCGCGGCAGCGAGUCGUCGACAGCAGGAAGACCACAUCCGCAUCAGUUCCUCUAUCAAGAUGCCGGCAACAAUAACAACAUGGUGCGCAUCGACGCGUUUGUCGACAAUGCCAGACAUGCGAACAACCACAACAGACCGCCGCUUGUUAGCAACGGCAGCAGUGGUAACGCUGCGAUUUACAACAACGGGCCCAUCAGCCGUGGCAACAAUGGCCUGGGUGGCGUUGGAGGGCCGCCGCAGCUGAAGAAGCCAGUUUUUCCGAGCAGCAGUAGUUGGGGCAUUGACGAGGAAAGGCACAGCUAUUCACCUGUUGACAGUCUGAUGUAUCAUGAGAUGCAGCUUGCAGUUGAGGCGCCACCUAGUGUCCCAGCCAGUGCGAGAGGAAGUGAGGACAAUCGAGCGGACUGGUUUCGCGGCUUCUGA
Molecule: messenger RNA, 4128 nt
Organism: Cyphellophora attinorum
Lineage: Eukaryota; Fungi; Ascomycota; Eurotiomycetes; Chaetothyriales; Cyphellophoraceae
Product: Anucleate primary sterigmata protein A
Exons: 1
Coding region: 1-4128 (1375 amino acids)
Biological process (GO): microtubule cytoskeleton organization; dynein-driven meiotic oscillatory nuclear movement; establishment of mitochondrion localization
Cellular component (GO): cell cortex; mitochondrion
Molecular function (GO): tubulin binding; phospholipid binding
Source: RefSeq, a predicted model, not a curated record